AUGAGCUUCCACGAGCGCGCUGAAGAUAUCCGCGUUGACGACGGCCACAUCCUCGUCGCUCGGCUUGCCAAUGGCGACGGAGACUUUCAAGAGGCAUCCAUUGACUUGGACAGGUUCCUCGGGAACAGCGAAGGCUCUUUUGAGUGGGGAGGACAAAACUUCUCCCACACCGCUGAGGACAUCUCCUUUCAUCUGGAGGGAGACGGCAACGUGCCCGUUCUGCGGGCCAGGUUGGCCAGUUCCGAUGGUGAAUUGCAUGACGCCGACGUUAACCUAGCCGAACGGAUUGGGAAUGAGAACGGUUCGUUUGCUUUUGUUUAA
Aspergillus terreus NIH2624 is the source of this 321-nucleotide messenger RNA. Its product is annotated as CVNH domain-containing protein. The transcript has 2 exons. The coding region runs from base 1 to 321 and encodes 106 amino acids. NCBI's taxonomy places the organism in Eukaryota, Fungi, Ascomycota, Eurotiomycetes, Eurotiales, Aspergillaceae. The record is from RefSeq and is a predicted model, not a curated record.